AUGCAAUUCCCGGUCAUCCAUAAUCAGUCACCUCAAACAAGGCCGCCACUGCAGUAUUCGCCACAACCUGAACAAGAAAAACGAAGGCAAAAAUCAUCGUCGCCACAUUCACAACGACGAAAAUCGGAAAUCAAUAGAAACAAAUCGGAGGUUCAAAGGGAAAAAGAAAAUCUUGAGGAUUUGAUGAGAAAAUUCGGAUCCCAAGCAAGAACAUUGGAUGAAAUGGAUAACGAGUCAGACAAGAUUAAACGAAGCAUCGAGAUUCUCGCCUCACAAAUGAAAGCAAAGUUUACUAAAAAGCAUACUCACAUUACUACUGUUACCAUUUCAACUCGUGCUUCAACUUCUGAAAGUUAUUUAUCAAAGUUUGAAUUGGAAUUUCAUCUUACUACUCGUUCUUGGUUUCGAGUUGAGCAUCAUUGUUCUCAUCUGGGGUCGUACAAACAUCUAAUUUACGAAUACACAAAAUAUAGACUUCGCAAGUCAUAUUACAAUUCAGCAUACGGCGAUCCGUACGAAGCAGUAAUUCACGGGACAUUCGGUGCUGAACCAUCAUCGACGUGGUCCACCGUAUUCUCGGGUGCAGUCACGAUAAUACAAGAUUUUUUUGGUGAAGUGAUGAAUGGUGGUCGAGGAUUCGGAAGUCAUAGCUACAGUGGCCACGUACCGAUAUAA
This is a messenger RNA of Ambispora gerdemannii, 675 nucleotides long. The record is from the annotation of a GenBank genome assembly. Lineage: Eukaryota; Fungi; Glomeromycota; Glomeromycetes; Archaeosporales; Ambisporaceae.